Molecule: messenger RNA, 594 nt
Organism: Schistocerca nitens (vagrant locust)
Lineage: Eukaryota; Metazoa; Arthropoda; Insecta; Orthoptera; Acrididae
Exons: 1
Coding region: 1-594 (197 amino acids)
Source: RefSeq, a predicted model, not a curated record
AUGGCAGGUCACGAAGAUGUGGUGACACCUGUCACCACAGAAAAACUCCACUCGAAGAGAAGUGAACCACAGUGCUACAACUGCCAAAUUGUGGGGCGUGUAGCUUGGUUCUGCACACUAACCCCAUGCUGUGUCAAGUGUGCAGGGGAACACACCAGUCGCGACUGCACCUGGAAGAGGACAGAUGGACCACCCAAAUGCACCGGCUGUGGUCGAGAACAUGUUUCAGCUUCCAGCAGGCUGCGGCAUGAAGCUGUGGCCAACGACCUGGCUCUGUCAAGCGACCUGCACCAGCCAGAGCUGGAGUCAUUUUUGCUGAUGCUGCUGCCUCUGGCUCUCCUUCGCAUGCCCCCAUACCUGAGGCAGCGCCAGUCACCGCUACUGCAGCUAACAAUACCGAGAAGGAAUGCCGUCCGUGGGACCCAGCGCCACUGCCAGCAUGACGCACCUCUGAUCAGCAGCAGGGCGAAGACCAGGGACAACAUGACUGCACCCAACAGGGACGUCAGGCUGACGUCAUGGCUACUGCUGCUAAACACCCGCGUGCUGCAACUGCACCCUCCCAGGCGGCCGAUUCCAGUAUGGAUUAAAUGA